AUGCCGCUGGUCGGCCUCGGGACGUGGCAAGCCCCGGUCGGGGUCGUCGGCGCCGCGGUCGCGGACGCGAUAUCGCGGCGCGGAUACGCGCACGUGGACUGCGCGGCGGCGUACGCGAACGAGGAAGAGGUGGGCGACGCGCUCCGCGACGCGAUGGCGUCGGGCGCCAUCGCGCGCGAGAGCCUGUUCGUCACGUCGAAGCUGUGGAACGACCGCCGGCGUCCGCGCGACGUCCGCGCGGGGCUGGAGCAGACGCUGCGCGACCUGAAGCUCGACUACCUCGACCUGUACUUGAUCCACUGGCCCGUGGUGUGGCGCCGAGGGACGCUGAUGCAGCGCGACGGCGACGCGUCGAUCGCGGAGUGCUGGCGCGCGCUCGAGGCGCUCGUGGACGAGGGGAAGAUUCGCUCAAUCGGCGUCUCGAAUUUCGACGAGGCGCAGCUCGAGGAGCUGAUGCGAACGGCGCGGAUCGCGCCCGCGGUGAACCAGAUCGAGCGGCACCCAAAACUCCCGCAGGACGCGCUCGUUCGGUAUUGCCAAGAGCGCGGGAUCGUCGUGACCGCGUACUCGCCGCUCGCGCGCGGCGGCGCGCUGUUCGCGGAUCCCGUCGUGUCGGACAUCGCGGAAAAACAUUCCGUCGCGCCGGCGCAGGUUUUGCUGCGGUGGAGCGUCCAGAGGGGCGUCGUCGUCGUCCCGAAGAGCGUCACGCCGAGCCGGAUCGAGGCGAACGCGGAUCUGUGGGGGUUCGAGUUGGACGCGAGCGACGUGGAGGCGCUGUCGACGUUGGAGGAUGGUGAGAGCGUCGUCGCGAGUCCGUGGGGGACGAAGCAAAAGAAAAACGUCGUCUUGCGACCGUUGCUCACCGCGAUCAUGUGGCCGGUGUCCAAGAUCGUGCGCGUGGACGUGCAGCGGAUGGGCCGGAGCGGGUUCUGGCGGUGGGCGUGGAGCGAAGGCGAAUGA
Molecule: messenger RNA, 960 nt
Organism: Micromonas pusilla CCMP1545
Lineage: Eukaryota; Viridiplantae; Chlorophyta; Mamiellophyceae; Mamiellales; Mamiellaceae
Exons: 1
Coding region: 1-960 (319 amino acids)
Cellular component (GO): cytosol
Molecular function (GO): aldose reductase (NADPH) activity
Source: RefSeq, a predicted model, not a curated record